ACAGAUGGAACGUGUUUCACUCAGCGCUUGUCCAAUGGAAAUUGCAUCGGAUUUAUAUCUGGUGUCACCACACGUCAAAGGUGUUGCGAAGCAAACGGCUACUUUUUGAACCGUGUACUAACGGACUAUGAGUUUUUACGAGAUCAUCUCAUUAUGGAAACUGGUACAAGCAACUGUGUCCACGCUUGUAGCGAAAUGUAUCAACCAACUUGCGAGGACUAUAUUUGUCCCGAGGGUCAUGAAUGUCAAGUACUCAAAGGCGAACCACGCUGCGUUUGUCAGACAAAAUGCGAACCGUCUGAUUUUGAGUCAGGUGUGGUGUGUACAACCAAUCUGCAGCAGUUUACCAACCGAUGUCAGUUGAAAAAGGCUCGUUGUGAGUCGGUUCAUCAUGGUUUCUCUGAGAUUCCUUGCCCGCAGAAUCAAAUAAAGUGUGCGUCUAACAGUAUACUGUCGGACCUAGAGAAGCGCUCCACAGAUUUACUGCUUGCACAGUCAGAAAGACGGGCUGUGAAGAUGUCACCAUGGAUUAGGCAAUGGUUGGUCGAUAAACGGGGUACUUUUCAAAUGGAAAGAUUUCGGCGUAAGUCUCUUGGGGGGAGCAUCAGAGUGAGCCGCGAAACGCAAGAGUUAGAAGAAUGGUCCUCUGGAUUACAGUGUAUGAAUGGAGAGUUCUGCAUGUUGCGUCAGUUGAACGCCCUACCUGAAUGUGUACCUUGGAGCAAAGAGAACAAAUACGGAGACUGCAUUGAAGAGGACGGAACUCGAGGUCCGUUCUGUGGCACAAAUAAUCGGACCUACGCGGAUCGAUGCGAACUGAGACACGCUGGCCUACGAAGACAACUGGAAAUGAGGAUAGCAUAUAUGGGCCAGUGCAGGAGUGAUGCAAUGUGUGAAAACGUUAAAUGCCCACGAUCAGGGAUGUCCUGCCGUCUACACCACCGAACCAGGCAGCCUGUUUGCGUUGACUGUAUGCAGCUGCCGGAUGAUUGUAACGUUUCGUAUCAACAGCAAGAACGUCCGCCCGAGAAACGUUCCGAAGGUGACCCCGUAUGGACACCGCAAACAAACACAAAAGGUUGGCCAACAGUAUGCGGCUCCAACGGGAAAGUGUAUUCCAAUGCGUGUUUCCUUCACGUAGUGAACUGCUUCACCGACGAGUUUGUGGAGCUGCAACAUUCCAGUUACUGCGUU
Opisthorchis viverrini is the source of this 1194-nucleotide messenger RNA. RefSeq lists its product as hypothetical. The annotation marks the transcript as partial. Gene Ontology annotation, biological process: anatomical structure development. Gene Ontology annotation, molecular function: extracellular matrix binding; calcium ion binding; collagen binding. The record is from RefSeq and is a predicted model, not a curated record. The transcript has 3 exons. Lineage: Eukaryota; Metazoa; Platyhelminthes; Trematoda; Opisthorchiida; Opisthorchiidae.